AUCAGUCCUCCCUCAUCUCUCCAGCCUCCAAAAUAGAUUCUCUCAGGAGUAAGGUUGAGCUGCUGAAGCUGCCGCUUGCUCUCUCGUCCAAAUCCAUCUCUGAGCGUAAAACCCAGCUGGCCGGGGCAACAGAGCGUCACAGGGGCGGAGCUGGGGUCCACAAACCCCGCCUACCGGCCCCAGACAUGGACAACGAGUCGCAGUACUCAGGCUAUUCCUACAAGUCGUCACAUUCCCGUAGCUCUCGAAAGCACAGGGAUCGGAGAGACAGACACCGCUCUAAGAGCAGAGACAGCAGAGGGGACAAAUCGGUCACUAUCCAGGCUCCCGGAGAGCCGCUGCUGGACACAGAGUCCACUCGUGGAGAUGACCGAGAUGAUAACUGGGGUGAGACCACUACAGUGGUGACUGGAACAUCUGAGCACAGCGUGUCCAAUGAGGACCUGACACGGGCAUCUAAAGAGCUGGAGGACUCGUCUCCUCUUCAGUGCAAGCGUUUUGCGGGGCCGAUUCUGAGCGGAGUGCUGGGUCUUUUCGCUCUGCUCACACCUCUCGCCUUCCUGCUGCUGCCUCAGGCGCUGUGGCGGGACUCACUGGAGCCAUGUGGCACGCCGUGUGAAGGCCUGUACGUCUCUCUCGCCUUCAAGCUGCUGGUGCUGGCCAUCUCGACGUGGGCUUUGUUCCUGAGGGCGCCGCGUGCCACCCUGCCCCGAUUCUUUGUCUUCCGCUGCCUGCUGCUGGCACUUGUCUUCCUCUUUGUGGCUUCCUACUGGCUGUUUUAUGGCGUGCGUGUGCUGGAGCCUCAGGAGCGGGAUUACCGCGGCAUUGUGGGAUACGCUGUCUCCCUGGUGGACGCGCUGCUCUUCAUUCAGUACUUGGCACUGGUGCUGCUCGAGGUGCGACACCUGAGGCCCGCCUUCUGUCUCAAGGUGGUGCGCACUACUGAUGGAGCCAGCCGCUUUUACAACAUUGGCCAUCUUAGCAUCCAGCGAGCUGCAGUGUGGGUGUUGGAUCAGUACUACAGCGACUUCCCCGUCUAUAAUCCAGCUCUCUUAAACCUGCCCAAGUCCAUCCUCUCCAAAAAGAUGUCCGGCUUCAAGGUGUACUCCCUUGAAGAAAACAGCACCAACAACUCUACCGGCCAAUCGCGAGCGAUGAUUGCAGCGGCCGCACGCAGACGAGACAACUCCCAUAAUGAGUAUUACUACGAGGAGGCCGAGAUGGAGCGCCGCAUCCGUAAACGCAAGGCCAGGCUGGUGGUGGCCGUAGAGGAAGCGUUCACACACAUCAGGCGACUCCAGGAGGACGAGGCGGCUGUUACCCCUAAGCACCCGCGCGAGGUGAUGGACCCCCGUGAAGCUGCCCAGGCCAUCUUUGCACCAAUGGCACGCGCCAUGCAGAAGUACCUCCGUACCACGCGUCAGCAGCCGUACCACAGCAUGGAGAGCAUUAUCUCACACCUUCAGUUCUGCAUCACACACAACAUGACACCCAAAGCCUUUUUGGAGCGUUACCUGUCAACCGGCCCUACCAUGCAGUAUCAGCGGGAGAAUGGCAGGGGGCGACAGUGGACGCUUGUCAGUGAAGAACCUGUGACGUCAGCUCUGCGUCAGGGCCUCGUGUUCUCGCUCCGUCGUCUCGACUUCUCCCUUGUUGUCACAGUGACGGCGCUUCCAUUCCUUACUCUCGGGGAAGAGUUCAUCGACCCCAAGAGCCACAAGUUUGUUAUGAGGCUGCAGUCUGAGACGUCGGUGUAGAAAGAGGUACAGAGAAGACCUCGCUAGGAAAGAGGAAGAAGGCUCAGAUGAUUCGGAGAAAGAAAGAACCACUUCUUUUUACCUAUUUUUAUAUCACUGAGCCUUUUUUUAUUCGUCCGUUUUUGUUUUUUGUUUUAAUAUAUUCAGAAAUGGUUUGGACUGAACAGUUCUUGCGCAUUUCAAACUGAAAGACUGUUGGCAUUCACGUCUCUACGACCAUGACACGGUCAGCGUGCAGCGCUAAGUCCUUUUAGGAGGUGUCGCAUAGUAAGGCGUUUUUUGUGCAACGCCGAUAUCUCACUUCACCAAAAGUGCAACCGUCAGUUAUUCUUGAUAAUCACAAGUCAAGUUUUUAGUUUAGCUUUUUUCACUGAACAUAAUUAAACCAACCCUAAAGCAGAUUGGUUUGUGUCUUUUAGAACACAAUAAAACCUGUCUGUUUGUUUAGCAGAAAUAAAGAAAAUCACAAUAGCCACCUGAGCACAGAGAACAUAGACUUGGUAUUAAACACAAAUUAAUCAUUGUACUAAUCUUUCAUUUUAAAAGGUUUUGCACAUUGUGUACAGAGUUUUACUCUCUUUCUAGGUCCAAAUAUCCAGAACACAUCACACAUGUCUAAGACUACAGCUCUGUGCUUUGGACCAGUUAAACUCCCCAAUUCUAGACACUACAUCCUGACAUUUGCAUUACUUCAUCUAGUCUUUUUAGAGUCAAACCGCUUCCCAACUGCAGCCACACGUAGUUAUUCUGAGAGUGAACCGAAAGUCUCAGACCAGCACGUCCUCGUGCGCUUAAAGAAUAACAGCGAGGAGGAGAAUGUACUGGGAUUUUAUUCAGCUAGACUAAACACUGUAAGUUAUGGAAGUGCACCGUUUAGAGUUGAGUCAUUUAAGUCCGAAAAUGCUGCAGGUUGCUCAUAUCAGCAUUGUAAUAAACACUGAGUGGAAAAAAAUAAAAGCAGAACCAAAGCUUUGGAUGAAGAACACUUUCUCCUGCAGUUUAAAAAAAAAAAGGGGGGGGGGGUAUUUCAGGAAACACUAAACAUCAUUUAGCAUCAGUCAAUUGCUGCUUCGUAAACCUCACGUUUAGCCUUGUUACACUACUGUAAUUAAAACUCUGCACUGUGCUUUAUUACAUCAUACAGUCAUCUUUCCAAUCAAUGUUUACUACGUGUUUACUUUUCUGAGCUGAAAACAUAUUUCUGUAGUACGUGUGUGUGUGUAAAUAGGAACCUGCAACACUAGGGCUUGUGAAAAGCUUCCUCUUUCUCGUGAAUGUGUCCAAUGGUUGUUAGUUACCUCCGGGAUGUUAGCACUGUCACUGUGUUAGCAUUAUGCAAGGGAGAUCAUGCUAACAGGACUGUGUUAGCAUUCACUCAUAAGAUCUGUUCAUUUUUUUGUUUUAAGGUGAACUGUUUGUUUCUUUGUUUUAUUUCUGUGUUCUAUAAAUGAUCAAGAGGCCUUUUAAAUGUUAAUUUGUUUACAAAAAAAACCUUGCUUCAUGGACCAGUAUAGUAAUGAUUCCAGAGUAAGGAAGGAAAUUUUGUGAAAUUUCCAACGUCAUGACAUUGUGAUCAUCUAUCCGGGGGAAACAUUGUUCAGAUCUACAGCUUGUCAUAAGAAUCAGACAGGAACUAUAUACUUCAUGUGUAGGAUGUGAGUGCAUGCCUUCUGUACACACAUUGUGGUUUGACACAAAGUUCCCCCAUCUUUUGCCUUACGAUUCAAACCGAGCUCUUUGAGUCUUAUGUAGCGAUUCCCUCGGCCUUCAGCACAUGCUACUCUCUCCUUUUGUUUAUUAUAAUACUUUUUUUGGCAGCUGUAAACUUUUCUCCCUUUUUUGUAGAUAAAUCAAACCUUUUUUUUAUUUUAUUUGUAUUUUUUUUUUAUUCUAAAUCGAACAAAAAGUCAUGAACGCUACAGGAGACUGAAAGUUUUAUUACAUGUAGGUUGUUUUUAAUUGAACCUCCGAGUUGUUCUUUAGGCCUAAUGCAUGCACAUAGCUAAUGAAGUUUUGUAACAUUUUGUACUUCAUCAUGUUCUUUUAAAGUGAAGCUAAGCCUUUAACUUUGUUUUUAUUUUCCAAAAAAAAGAGAAAAAGCUGAAAAAUACAGUGUUGUAAAGAGAUUUGUAGAUUUGUUAUUGUGUGAAGCUUUUUUCUAUUAUUAUUAUUAUUAUUUUGAUAAUUUUUAGAACUAAAAAAAUGUUACAGGCUUUUUAAUAAAUGAUUUCAACUUGGA
This is a messenger RNA of Tachysurus fulvidraco (yellow catfish), 3996 nucleotides long. RefSeq names its product VANGL planar cell polarity protein 2 (gene vangl2). The transcript has 7 exons. Gene Ontology annotation, cellular component: plasma membrane. Lineage: Eukaryota; Metazoa; Chordata; Actinopteri; Siluriformes; Bagridae. The record is from RefSeq and is a predicted model, not a curated record. Bases 186 to 1757 code for a protein of 523 amino acids. Gene Ontology annotation, biological process: Wnt signaling pathway, planar cell polarity pathway; multicellular organism development; establishment of planar polarity.